UUGAUAAGAAAAUUUUAUAUUGGUCUAUUAAGAAUGAGUAGCAUUAAAAUCAGUGAAACUGAUACAAAAAAAAUUUACGGGAGACAGGCAAGCUUAGAAGACAUCAAUCUGGACCAAUUUCUGAAAAUAUCGAAUUAUGAAGAGACCAUAAAGCAGCUUGACAUUUAUUAUGGGAUCGUCAAGCGACAACUUUUGCAGAAUCAGUCGGAAAUCACUGGCUUGUUUCCAGUGCUAUCCACUGAUAAAGAAGUUGGCAGUGUUCGAGAUACUGUUUAUUGUGCUGCUUCUAUAUGGAGUUUGUAUCAAGCAUAUCGCAGAAUUGAUGACGAUCGAGGAAAAUCAUAUGAACUCGGUCAAAGUGCUGUCAAAGCAAUGCGAGGUGUUUUAGAAUGUUGGAUGAAACAAUCUCAUAAAGUGGAACUUUUUAAGCAACGUCAAUGUUCAGCACAUGCAUUGCACUGCAAAUUUCAUCUUCACACCGGUGAAGAAAUUUAUUCAGAUGACAAAUACAAUCAUCUUCAAAUCGACGUUGUCUCUAUCUACAUUAUUUUUCUCGUUCAAAUGAUAACGUCAGGACUUCAGAUCAUUUACACUCAAGAUGAAGUUGCAUUCAUACAAAAUCUGGUUUAUUACGUUGAACGUGCUUACAGAACACCAGAUUAUGGAAUGUGGGAACGUGGUUCAAAAUACAAUGACGGAACACCAGAAAUUCAUGCAAGUUCCAUUGGAAUGGCUAAAAGUGCUCUCGAAGCCAUCAAUGGCUGUAAUUUAUUUGGUGAUAAAGGAGCUUCAUGGAGUGUCGUAUACGUUGACAUAGAUGCUCACAACAGAAAUCGGUCGAUUUUUGAAACGAUGCUUCCAAGGGAGUCGAGUAGUAAAGGCGUUGACAGCUCUUUAAUUCCAACGCUUUCUUUUCCUGCUUUUGGAUCGCACGAAGAAAGAUUGGUUGACUUAACUAAGACAAAUGUCAUUACUCGUCUUCGUGGUAAGAAAGGAUUUAAAAGAUUCAGUCGCGAUGGGUAUUUGUGUCGUCUGGAAGAUAAAACUCGUCGCUAUUAUCACAAAGCUGAAAUCAAAGAUUUUGAAAACAACGAAUGCGAAUGGCCAAUGUUUUACACUUUUCUCAUAAUUGAUGGAGUUUUCAGAAACAAUUCCGAGCAGAUUGAAGAAUAUCAAAUGGAAUUAAGAAAGUGCAUGUAUUCAGAUUUGAACGGAGAUCCCGUCGUAUCAAUGUUUUAUGUGCCAGAUGGAGAAGGAAUGUAUACGAGAGGUUCCAGUUCUCAAGCGAUUUUCCUCAUGGGACAGUCAUUGUUUAUCAUAGCACAAUUAUUGACUGCUGGUUUGCUUCAUGUCAAUGAAUUGGAUCCAAUAAGACGUUAUUUACCUUCUUACAAUCGACCACGAAAAGGCGGCUCCAGAUAUUCAGCAUUUCAGGGAACUGCAACUGACCUUGUCGUUCAAAUUGUGUUGAUUGCAGAGUCGAUGAGACUUCAGGCAAUGCUCAUGACAUACGGAAUUCAAACACAAACUCCACAUGAAGUUGAACCUGUUCAGAUCUGGUCAUCUAUUCAGUUGAUUAAAAUUUAUCAGCAAUUAGGUGUCAAUGACAAAGUGGGAUUGUCAGGUCGACCAUCACGUCCUAUUGGAUCACUUGGAACAAGCAAACUCUAUCGUGUUUGUGGUUCUACCGUUAUGUGCUAUCCACUCAUCUUUGAAGUUUCUGAUUUUUAUUUAUAUCGUGACAUGGCUCUUCUUAUUGACGACAUCAAAACGGAACUUCAAUUUGUUGGCAAAUAUUGGCGACUUUCAGGACGUCCAACAGUUUGCUUAUUGAUCAAGGAAGAACACAUGAGAGAUCCGCAAUUUAAAGAAAUGUUGGAUCUUUUGGCAAUGCUUAAAAAGGGAUAUUGCGAUGGAAUGAAAGUUCGCAUAGGAAGACUUCAAAAUUUAGUCUCAAGCUCUUGCACAGAACAUUUGGAUUUUGUUUCUGAAAUUCCUGAUAACUGUGAAAGUUCUUUUGUUCAAAUUCAUCAUGAAUAUAUUGGCUACCAAAGUUUAACAGAUGUGCCUAAAGCAGCUGCUUACAAUGAAAAUAAAAUUGCUUGCACUGACUUCCAUGCUCGACCAAUAUCGGAAAUUGUUGCAGCACUUCAUGGAACUGACUCAAUAUUCUGUCAGUGUCAGUUAUAUGGCAUCAUCACUCAACGUGAAGGGCCACAUUACGAACUUAAUGGAACGCCUGUUCAAGAUCUAAUCACAGAACUUUAUUAUAAAUCUGGAAGCUUGAGAUAUUGGCGUGGUGUCCGUUAUUGUUCAUCUUUAUUGCGUAAAACUGUUGAUUCGAUUAGUCCUUUCAUAACGACAAUUCUUGUGAAUGGAAAACAAAUUGCUGUUGGAAUGAUUGGCCAAAAAGAAGUUGUAUUUGAUCGUCCAAUGACACCAUCUGAGAUUCAGAAUGCAAUUUAUUCAUGCUUCAGUUGGACUGAUACUAUUCAUGCUGUUUUGCAACAAGAAGUUGUUCUUUACUGUGGUCGAAUGAUUGCAACAAAUCCAGAUAUCUUUAAAGGUAUUUUGAAGAUACGUGUUGGCUGGGUUGUUGAGGCUAUGAAGCUUUAUCUCGAAAUAAAAGGCGCUGAAUUAGGAAUGGAUUCUGAAAUAGAAAAUUUAUCGCCAUUUCAAAUACGACAAUUGUUGAUGAUAGUUUUGACUGUCAGUCAAUGGGCGAAUAAUGAUAAAUUAAAUACACUUCGAAGACGUCAACUUGAAGGAUGUUUAUGUCGUGUCCCGAAUAAAUUCUAUAAUCUCGUAUGGGAUGUUCUUGAUCGUUGUCCAUCGGGCAUACAAGUACAAGGACAUCAUUUAGCAGCACUACCAACAUUAUCCAACAUGUCUCGUGGUGAAUUGUCUUUUGCACUUUUAGUUGAAGAAAUGUUGCAUCAUAUACCAAAAUCAGAACGACGUCAAGUCUCUGUUGAACUUAUUUGCAUUGUCGCAACAAUACUUAGCCGAAAUCCAGAACUUCGCUUUCAACAAGUUCUCGAUUUGGAUAUUUUACUUGAAGAUGCAUUUCAUAUGUAUUGCAAGGAUCACGAUUUACCAAUUUCAAAUGACAUUACACCGCUCUUCUCUUUAAAUUAUUCUCAAUCGGUUGGAUACUUAGCAAGGGCCAGCGUAAAUAGUGUUUUACAAAAAGCUGCUUUAACGAACGUCAGUUCAGACGAAGUUCACGACAACAUUGAAGAAUCAUGCAAAGUUUCAUAAAAUAAAACAAUUAUUUAUCUUAUUAUCGCAGUUAAAAAUAAAUAAACAAAUAAAUUUCAAUAUUUAAAUUAAUUUUCUACGAUUUUUUUCUUUUCUUUAUUUUCCAUAACUUUGAAGAAAAUUGAAAAAAAAGAAUUUGCAUGUUUAAUAUAAAAU
Clunio marinus is the source of this 3417-nucleotide messenger RNA. The record is from the annotation of a GenBank genome assembly. NCBI's taxonomy places the organism in Eukaryota, Metazoa, Arthropoda, Insecta, Diptera, Chironomidae.